This is a messenger RNA of Micropterus salmoides (largemouth bass), 3261 nucleotides long. RefSeq names its product MARVEL domain containing 2b (gene marveld2b). Gene Ontology annotation, cellular component: cytoplasmic vesicle; bicellular tight junction; apical plasma membrane. The record is from RefSeq and is a predicted model, not a curated record. Gene Ontology annotation, biological process: bicellular tight junction assembly. The coding region runs from base 150 to 1952 and encodes 600 amino acids. Lineage: Eukaryota; Metazoa; Chordata; Actinopteri; Centrarchiformes; Centrarchidae. The transcript is spliced from 7 exons.
CGCUAAUUACCCCGGUGUUCGCAGUGAUACCUGACCUGGGAUCAGUGUGAGAGUGUUGACACCAAAGGGAGCGUUGCAGACAGGAUGUGAGCCUUUUUCACCGAGACAAACACGAAGAAUCAGCAGUAGUAAGCACAGUCCAGGUCCCAAUGUCUUCAAGAGGAGUUGGUUCUGUCACCAGGUUCGGAUGGGUGCAAGAGAUCCCACAUUAUGAUCAGGUCCCUGUUGGCUCCUUAUGGCGGGAUGCAGCUCUCCCUCCUCCCCUGACGGGCUUUCAUGGAACAGUGCCGGCUGCCAGCUUAGACCCCCUUCCCCCUCCCCCUCUACCAGAACAACCAGCUGUUGGGCCUGAAUCCUUCUACCCCCCCAACGAUGAUGAGCCAAUGGAGGGCGAAAGUGAUGUCAUGGACAUUAAGCCGAUCCGCCGCUUCAUCCCAGACUCUGUCAAGAACUUCUUCCGUGGCAACAGUGGUAACCGUGGCAGCAAGGGUUUGUCCAUCCCACCUCCACCACCACCUCUACCUGCUUCUCAGUCCCCUGUCCCCUCGUCCAAGAAGAGUUGGAAUGGCCACACCACGUUAGGAGUCCCCUGCUCACCUCCCCACUCUGCCCCUCCAUCUCCAUCUCUUCCCGGCUCCUAUCGGGACCCCUUUGGUGGCUCUGGGGGCAGCUACACCUCUCAGAAGGAGCGUGACAGGCUGCUGCUGGGCGCUGAAGCCUUUGACUCCGUAUCAGCAGUGCCCACCAAUCUCUCGGCCCUGACCUACCAGGAGCGGGUGGAGGAAUACCACCAACGCUACGCCUACAUGAAGUCCUGGGCUGGCCUGCUUAGGAUCCUGGGCUGUAUUCAACUGCUGCUGGGAGCUGCUGUGUUCGCCUGCGUCUGUGCUUAUAUUCAUAAGGACAACGAGUGGUUCAAUAUGUAUGGAUACUCCCAGCCUCAGCUGUUUGGGGGUCUCGGUGGAAGUGCUAGUGGAUAUGGGGGCAGUUACUACACAGGCCCCAAGACACCUUUUAUCCUGGUGGUGGCUGGUCUCGCGUGGAUCGUGACUGUUAUUCUGGUUGUUCUUGGGAUGACCAUAUACUACAGAGCCAUCCUUCUAGACUCUUCAUGGUGGCCGCUCACAGAGUGUUCCAUCAACUUAGUCUUGGCGGUGCUCUAUUUGGCAGCAGCAAUAGUAUAUGUGAGGGACACUACUCGAGGGGGGCUGUGCUAUAUACCGGUCUUCAAUAGUGGAGUAAACGGAGCGUUCUGUCGCACAGAAGCUGGCCAGACAGCAGCCCUUGUCUUCCUCUUCAUCACUACCCUGCUGUACUUCAUCAGUGCAGGUGUAUGUCUGAAGCUGUGGAGACAUGAAGCAGCCAGGAGGAGGAAGGAGGGGCUGGAACAGGAGAUGAAAACUAAUGGAUCAUCAGUCCCCCUUUCUAUACUGGGUCCAGCCUCCAGGGCCUCUGAGCACACUCCUCUCCCUACCAUCCAGCCAGACCUAAUGGACGCCCCGAUCAACUCUGCAGCUGCUUCUAGGAUGGCGCUGGAGCCAGAGAUCCUCCGAGGUCACAUACCAGCUGGACACAUCCCCAAACCUGUCGUUAUAGCUGACUAUGUGGCGAAGUACCCCAGCAUCCACUCAGAGGAGGAGAGGGACCAGUAUCGGGCUGUGUUCAAUGACCAGUAUGCUGAGUACAAGGAGCUGCACGCUGAGGUUCAGGCCAUGGCCAAGAAGUUUGAAGAGAUGGACGAGAUAAUCCAGAACCUUCCCUCCCGGCCUUCCAGCCAAAUGGAAAAGGAGCGGAUCAAUGGCAUUUUAAUGGAAUAUCAGAAGAAGAAAAAUGACCCAACAUAUUUGGAAAAAAGGGAUAGGUGUGAGUACCUAAAGAACAAGCUCUCCCACAUCAAGAAGAAAAUUCAGGAGUACAACAACAAGUCAUUCAAUGGAACAACAGCAACUUAACACUGCAGUUUAAUAAUGCCUUUAAAGCAUGUGGAAUUCAUAUGCAGUCUGCAACUAUAUAACAAAACAUGCUCAUCACUGCUGUUAGUAAUGUUGUAAGGACAGACCAAGGAAGAAACAUCAAGAGUGGGUAGAAAUGUCCAUCAAGAGAGUGGUAAAAGAAAAAGAAAAAGCAAGCUUCACCAAAAGUGGGAUCUGAAAACAUGGACCGAAGGCAGACAGCUGGGAUGGAUCAAGUGUAACCUAAAUACAUGUCGUGUUCAUUAUACGUAUGAACAGCAUGUCCUGAUGCAGAUCAUAUUUUAAGGGAACAUUUUGGGAAAUAUACUUUUUUUGCCAUUUUAUCUGACUGUGUUUAGCUCAUAGCUGCAAAGACCAGAAGCAGAGGUACACUGCUAGACUAAUUCCAUCAAAAGAGACCCAAGGCCCUCUAUUGAUUUUGCUGUGGACAUGUUAUACACCUCAUGUUAUAACUGUUUGCUGUUCUUGUGAAACAAACUAUUUAUACAAGAAAUGAUCUUGUGAAUGUGGGUAAGAUGACUAUCAAGUACAUAUCCUAAAAUGUGUGACUGUUCUGUGCACAGUGUGAAGUCUCCUAGUUAAACGUUCUGCCUGAAUACUAUAGAUUAAUGAAACAAGGAAGCUGAUGUAAAGGCUGACUCAGUGUUAUUGAAGGCUUUAUUUUCCACUAAGACUAAUCCCACUGCAACAGACGUCAGAUGUCAGUAGAAGUGUGUUGUAGGUUAGUUUAACAGCAUUUAUUUUUUGUCCGAUAGGAUGUACUUCUGUGUUCUGCUUGUGUCAUACUGUCGAGGUUUAUCUGCUUGCCUUAAUGCUUUCUGUGUGCUGCUGUUUUGUUUUUGUUUUACAUUAAAUUUCCUCUGUCUAUUUUGAACUAUGAGGUGCAAUGUGAAAAUUUACUAAAACUGUCUCUCAUCCUGUUACUGAAACUGCAGUGAAGAACAUAACGGAUGGGUAUUUUUAGAUUAGUUUUAGUCACUCCUUUUGUAAACUCUUAUGUGUAUGUGCAUUGAUAUGUUUGAUGUAAGUGUUUGUGUCACAGCUGGUUUGUCCUACUGGUUUAUGCCAAUGUGUUUAGCCUUUAGAUUUAUAUGUCUAUGGUACUGGUUUAUACCAAUGAAUUAUGCACAGUUUGAGUGACUGUUCCAUCUGUCCAUUCCUGUUUCAAUUCAAUAACUGCACAAGCUCAGUUAAUCCAAAGCAAUGGUAAUGAUGAAUGAGGGUAGCCAAUAAAGUUAAGACCAUUCUAAACACAGUGCAAUCAGAAUAAAGUUAUAUGUUCAUAAUU